Besnoitia besnoiti is the source of this 3060-nucleotide messenger RNA. RefSeq lists its product as uncharacterized. Gene Ontology annotation, biological process: intra-Golgi vesicle-mediated transport. NCBI's taxonomy places the organism in Eukaryota, Apicomplexa, Conoidasida, Eucoccidiorida, Sarcocystidae. The record is from RefSeq and is a predicted model, not a curated record. The coding region runs from base 1 to 3060 and encodes 1019 amino acids. The transcript has 9 exons. Gene Ontology annotation, cellular component: Golgi membrane.
AUGGAUUCUCCAAAGUUCUUCACGGAAGAAGAGGCCGCGACCGGCUCGGCGGAGGUGAGCGCGGAGUCUCUCGGGCUUUCACCACAGAGUUCGCAGGGCGCCGACUCCCUCCCCGCCUCCGCGGCGCGUCUGCCUUCUUCAUCUCGUUCUGCCUUGUCUACCGCGCUGCCUGAAGAGAGAGAUGGUGCCUCUUCUUCUUCCCACUCCCUGCCGCUACGCAAAGCCAGCUCGAGGGCCUCUGAAGCGCCUUUCAAGCCUCCCGCGGCUGCGCGGCAUCGCGAUCGAGACGCUUCAGCGCGAGCUGAAGGACGCGUGGAGACUUCGCCGCAGGGAGACGGCAGGUGCGCGACUCCGCCUUGCGCGGCGACGCACUCCACUCACGCGGCACGCCUCACGAAGCGCGACGACGCCGUUCAAGCCUGGAUCCGCGUCUGGGCGGAGCUGGGGCCGGCGGCGAACUUCUCGCGGGAGAUCGAGCGCGCCAAAAAACAGGCCGUCGAGUCCCGGAAGAGACUCGCCAGCGACACGAAAGAGUUCCGGCGCCUGGCGGGAUCUGCGCAGGUCUCCGAAGAGCAAAAGCUACGGUCUUCAGACACCCUCUUGAGGGCCUACCAGCAGGAAAUCGACAGUUUGACGCGCCGCGCGAAAGGCGCCGAGGCGACUUUUCUUUCGCUCAUUCAACUUCUGCUUCAGCAGCCCGACCUCACGGGACUCCUCCUAGGGCUGCAGACGGAUGCGGCGGCGGCGCUCGCCUCCGCCGCGGCGUCGCAGCAGGCGGCGCUGGUCGAUGAAGAGCAUCAGUCGCAGCUUCUGGCGUCUCUGCGCGAGGAGACGGCGUGCCGGGAGGCUCUUGAGCGUGAGCUGCAGCGGCUGGAGGAGGUCGCUCGCCAGCAGGACCGCGCGCGGGAGAAGCUCGCGUGCGAAAACGAGGCACUCAGGCAGCAAAUCCAGGACUUGGAGAGCGAGUUCGCCACCCUGACCAACCAAGCCGUCACAGUUCGCAGACUCGAGGAGGAACGUGAGCAGAACAAGCGCCUUUUCGAGCAACGCGUCCAGACGGCAGUCGCCGAGAAGGAGAAACACCUCCGCGCGCAGAUGGGCGCAAAGGAUCAAAAGCAGGCGCGGCUAACGGAGCUGUUGAAGCAGACUGCACAAACGCUCGAGGAAAGAAAUCUUGUUCUCGAAGGAAAGGUUGCCGAGGGACAGCAGCAGCUCAUCCAGCUGAAGGCGGAAUCGGAGAAGAGGUGUGCGGCGCUGCAGAGCGAGAUCUCGGUGUUGAAUCUGCAGCUGGAGCAGGCGCAGAGAGAAGACGCAAACGACAAAGCCUUUCCCUCCCUCGCCGCGGAGGGAAGCGGCUUCGCGCCGAAUGCCAGAGCCCUCGAAGUAGCCCAGCAGCGCAUCGCCGCGCUCCAGCAGGAGGAACGGCGUCUGCUCGAGCGGCUGAAGCAAGUUGAGAAAGACAAAGAGGCCGGCGAGCGUCGCUGGCGGGAGGAGAGCGAACGUCUGGCAAAGACACACGCACAGGAGGUUGAGGAGCUGCGGCGUGCGCUUCGGGAGCGUCCAGCCGAGGUAGGAGACCCCCAGGCAGAACGAAGUCUCUCUGAGACGGAGCCGUGGAUGGAGAGUCUCGCCGCGCCGCGCGACGAGAAAGACGAUGCACCUGCGGCAGCCGCGCUGCUUCAGCGCCUCGAAGAGCUCGAGAGGCGCCUCCAGACCAGUGAGAAGGAGUGCCAAGCGCGCGAAGCGGAUCUGAAGGCGAAGCUCGAGGAGGAGCGCAGACAGCACAUGGAGGUUGUGGCGGCGCUGCAGCGCAACGCGGGAGAGUGCGCCGUACGCGAAGGAGCGAGAGGCGGAGGCCACGCAGAUGCAGAUCAAGAUCAGUGCGGCGACGGGGGUGACGAAUGCGGAGACGAAGGCAAGCGCAAACUCCCUUCGAUGCUGCAAGUCGUUCUGAGCCAGCGCGAGCAGUACCGGCUGCGCGUUGCUGCGCUCGAAGAGGAGCUGGAGGCGGUGCGAGCGCGGUUGAUCAUGCAGCGGCAGGAGCUACUAUCACCGCGGUGUGCCGCGGCUUCCGCCGGCGAGACGCCGGCGGGUCUCUCCUCGCAGGGCGACCCUCUUUCGGCUGCCUCGCAUGCAGCGCCUCGAUUUGCGGGCGCCGACGGUGAGCGAGACGGCGCGGCCUUCGCGUUUUUCGCCGGCGCGCCGCGGGUGGAUCGCGAGACCGAGGAGGCGCAGCCGCCCGCAGCGGGCUUCGGCGCGGCACUUCUGGCUGUCGCCCGGGGCGUCGCGCGGGCUGCGAAGCACACGGCCGCGAGCGUGUGGGGGCCGCCGGCGGAGCGGCGGCGGAAAGGCAAGCGAAGAAGAGGCGAGCGGAGACAGAGCAGGCAGAGGAGAGGCGAGCGCGGAGACUGGCGAGCGUUGCCCGCCGCAAGCCCCGGGGACGCGGCGCGAGAAGGCGACGGGUGGAGGCGAGAUCGCGCGUGCGGGCGAGACGAGGAAGCGUGGCUUGGAGGAGGUUUCUCUUCCUCUCGCAGCGACUUGAGUGACAGUGCAGACGCCGCCGCGCUGGCUACUUCGGACGAAGAGGACGCGAAGGCCGCCGCGAUGGCGCGCGCGUGGUCAGGUCAAGAAGACGAGACGCGGGGGGGCGAGGGGCCUCGGCGACGCGAGGACGGAAAAAGGAAGCGAGAGAGCGAGGCUGGCGAGUUUUCCGUGUAUGGGUCGAGUGGCGUGCACUCUCUCUCUCUCCUUCCUGUGGCUUUCUCCGCGUCCGGAGGCCGACGGUCGUCUCGCGAGGGAGCCGCGAAGGAGACUGCAUUCUUGAAUCAGCUUCAGACGCUGAGCGCCGCCGAGCGCAUCGUCCUCAUCUGGGGGCGGAUGCUUCUGUCCUGCCGCGCCACGCGGCUCUUUGCGCUCUUUUACUUCCUUCUUCUGCACUUCCUCGUCGUCCUCAUUCUCUUUUACCACGCAGAUGUCCAGAGUCGAGGCGCCGCGGAGCGCGGCGGGAUCCUCGACACCGACGCGCCGCAUGCGCACUACCACUACUACCUCAACGAGUGA